Molecule: messenger RNA, 1164 nt
Organism: Phaedon cochleariae (mustard beetle)
Lineage: Eukaryota; Metazoa; Arthropoda; Insecta; Coleoptera; Chrysomelidae
Source: the annotation of a GenBank genome assembly
AUGAAUAAAUCAGCAAGGAAACUCAAAAGCCUCUUAUAUAUUACUGUUUCUGGAUAUGCUGUUAGUGGAGCAAUCAGUCUAUAUAGGGGAGAUGAAAACUUGUACAAAAACUUCUUGAUGCCUUUAGUUCACACCAUCGACGCAGAAAAGGCACACAAAUUAGCAAUUUUCGCCAGUAAACAUAGGCUCAUACCUAAAAGUCAUUAUGUAGAUGAAGAACCACUGAAAGUGAAUAUCUUUGGAAAAACAUUCUCAAAUCCAAUUGGUAUUGCCGCUGGGUUUGAUAAGGAUGGUGAAGCUGUACUGGGCCUAAAAGAUAUCGGGUUUGGCUUUGUGGAGAUUGGUUCAAUUACCCCAGAACCUCAGCCAGGUAAUGAAAAACCUAGAGUUUUUCGCUUGAUUGAAGAUCAGGCAGUUAUUAACAGGUAUGGGUUCAAUAGCAAAGGACAUGAUGAUGUUUUUCAAAGGAUACAAUCUUUGAGUGAAGAAGAGAGAAAAUCUAUUAUUCUGGGAAUCAAUUUGGGAAAGAAUAAAAAUUCCACAGAUUCAAUAGGUGAUUAUGUAGAGGGUAUCAAAAGGUUUGGCCCAGUAGCAGAUUACUUGGUAAUCAACAUAAGCAGUCCUAAUACUCCUGGAUUGAGAGAUAUGCAAGAAAAGAAACAGUUGAGAGAACUUCUUAGUGCCUUGGUAGAAACCAGGAAUCAACUAAAACUAGACCAAAAACCAUCCCUUCUAUUGAAAUUAGCCCCUGACUUAUCAUCAGAAGAAAGAAAAAAUAUAGCUGGGGUACUAAAUGAGAAAAGAUGUAGAGUGGAUGGUUUGAUUGUUAGCAAUACCACCAUUGAUAGACCAAAGACUCUAUUGUCAGAAAAUAAACAAGAAAUUGGUGGACUGAGUGGUGAGCCUUUGAAAGAAAUGUCCACCCAAAUGAUAGCUGAAAUGAGCAAAUUAACUGGUGGUAUGCCUAUAAUUGGGGCAGGAGGAAUUUCAUCUGGACAAGAUGCCUAUGAAAAAAUCAAGGCUGGGGCUAGCUUAGUGCAAAUAUACACUGCAUUAGUGUAUAAUGGGCCACCAGUAGUGACGAAAAUUAAAAGAGAGUUACAGCACUGUGUGAUGAAAGAUGGACAUGCUAAUGUUGAAGCAGCAGUUGGAAAAGGAAAAUAA